CGAUCUCAGAAAUUCCAUUUCCUCCGAGCUAAAACCCUAGAAGAGAUCUCCAUUGCAAAAUUCCGAUCUCGAUAUCGCUUAAGCCUUCUCCGAUUCAGCGCUUGCAAUGGUGGUCUGUAAAUGCCGGAAGGCAACCAAGUUGUACUGUUUUGUACACAAGGUUCCAGUGUGUGGAGAAUGCAUAUCCUUCACUGAGCACCAUAUAUGUGUGGUACACACAUAUUCCGAAUGGGUUAUAAAUGGAGAGUAUGAUUGGCCUCCAAAUUGUUGUUUCUGUCAUGCUGUGCUUGAAAAGACAACAGAUACUCAAACUACUCGACUGGGUUGCCUGCAUGUCAUGCAUACAAAUUGUUUGGUUUCACAUAUUAAAGGGUUCCCACCACAAACUGCUCCAGCUGGUUAUGUCUGUCCAGCCUGUUCAACUUCUAUAUGGCCUCCUAAAAGUGUCAAAGAUUCUGGGUCACGUCUUCAUUUAAAACUGAAAGAAGCAAUAAUGCAGACUGGCUUGGAGAAAAGUUUGUUUGGAAAUCAUCCAGUUUCAUUGCCUCCAACAGAUUCUCGUAGUCCUCCACCUGCUUUUUCUUCAGAUCCAUUGAAACACUUUUCUGAAGCUGGAGUGUCUGGGAAAGAUAUCACAGCAGGGGGUAUAGAGGCCGUUCAAACAGGUUCCUUAAGCCCAUCAGCUCUGGGUAUUGUUCAAAUAGAUGGACUAAACUCAGCUUCAACUCAGACCAGUCAUGAGGCCAAUUUCACUAAAAGCUCAAGUCCUCCCGCUCCUGGGGCUACCACACGAAAGAGCACACUACAAGUUGAAAGGCAAAAUUCUGAAAUUCCAUAUUAUGGUGAUGAUGAAGAUGGUAACCGCAAAAAGUACACAAGAAGGGGUACCUUUCGACACAAGUUCUUUAGAUCUCUGCUGCCUUUUUGGUCAAGUGCAUUACCAACACUACCUGUAACUGCACCAUCUAAAAAAGAAGCAUCAAAUGCUACAGAUGGUUUGCCAGAAGGUCGGACACGCCAUCACAGAUCAUCAAGAAUGGAUCCAAGAAAAAUUCUCCUUUUUAUAGCUAUCAUGGCUUGCAUGGCAACAAUGGGUAUCUUGUAUUAUAGAAUUGCACAACGUGGUCUGGAGGAGCUGCCUGAUGAUGAACAACAGUAAUUUAUUUUAAUUUUUUUUACCAAAAACAUAUACAUAUACUCGGAUGUUGUAGCUCAAUUGUUUCUAUACUGUUUUAUAAAGAUUAAUGUAACAACAGUUGUGUCCUCCCAUAUUGUUCCCAUUUGUGUGUAUCAGUUGGCAUUUUCUGGAACAUUUUUGAAUUGGGAACACUCAGCUUGCAAAGCUUAGUUGCAUUCUCAGCUUUGGCUGCUUUAGUCUUGAGUUUAUGGGAAUCAGCUAUAAAGAAAAAUUAGACUCGUAAACUAUACACUCG
Messenger RNA from Cuscuta campestris, 1433 nucleotides. NCBI's taxonomy places the organism in Eukaryota, Viridiplantae, Streptophyta, Magnoliopsida, Solanales, Convolvulaceae. The record is from the annotation of a GenBank genome assembly.